GCACCCCUGUCCUCCCCCGGCGGGCUCCGCGGAGCAUUGUACUCACAUCCGGGGCUGGGUUUUGCUUUAAUGCGAAACGUAAUUAACCAGGAAAAAAGAGCCGAGAGACAGGAGAGGAGGAGGGGUGGGGAGGGGGCGAGAGGAGCGAGAGGCGCGGAGAGUUUGGCGGCGAGAUAGAGGGAUCCCCGAGAGCCACGGGCCGGCGCAGGGCGACUGCUACCCCAUGUAACCCAGCCUGCCCGAGCCCGGCCCCUGCACGGCGGCGGCGAAACUUCUCUGCUGGUUCUGGCGCCGGGGCACCGGCCCGCGACGACUGCCGGGCGCGGGGAGGGGAGGAGAGCAGAGGACGCCCCAGGGUGAUGUGAGAGAGCCCAGGAAUGCCUUAUGUGGACCGGCAGAACCGCAUCUGUGGGUUCCUGGACAUCGAGGAGAAUGGAAACAGCGGCAAGUUUCUGCGGAGGUACUUCAUCCUGGACACCCAGGCCAACUGUCUCCUCUGGUACAUGGACAACCCCCAGAACCUGGCAGCCGGGGCAGGUGCUGUCGGAUCCCUGCAGCUGACCUACAUCUCGAAGGUGAGCAUAGCCACUCCAAAGCAGAAACCGAAGACUUCAUUUUGCUUUGUUAUCAACGCCCUGUCUCAGAGAUAUUUUCUUCAAGCCAAUGACCAGAAAGAUCUGAAGGACUGGGUGGAAGCCCUGAACCAUGCCAGCAAGAUCACUGUACCCAAAGCCGGCAGCCUGCCCCUGGCCACCGAAGUGCUCAAAAGCCUAACUGCACCUCCGGCCCCGGAAAAGAAGCCACAGGUGGCCUACAAGACUGAGAUCAUCGGAGGGGUGGUGGUGCACACGCCCAUCAACCAGAAUGGUGGAGAUGGGCAGGAAGGGGGCGAGCAGGGGUCCCACGCCCUGCUGCGGAGGUCUCAGAGCUACAUCCCCACCACGGGCUGCCGCGCUCCCCCUGGCCCCCCCCUCAUCAAGAGCGGCUACUGCGUGAAGCAAGGGAACGUGCGGAAGAGCUGGAAACGGCGCUUCUUUGCCCUCGAUGACUUUACCAUCUGCUAUUUCAAGUGCGAGCAGGACCGAGAGCCCCUGCGCACCAUCUUUCUCAAGGACGUCCUCAAGACGCACGAGUGUCUGGUCAAGUCUGGUGAUCUGCUAAUGAGGGACAACCUGUUUGAAAUCAUAACAAGCUCCAGGACCUUCUACGUGCAGGCGGACAGUCCAGAAGACAUGCACAGCUGGAUUAAGGAGAUCGGGGCGGCUGUCCAGGCUCUCAGGUGCCACCCCAGGGAAAUGUCCUUUUCUCGAUCCGUUUCUUUGACUCGGCCUGGAAGUUCUGUCCUCUCAGGAGGGCCCAACUCUGCCCUGGGGAGGGGGCGUCCUCCUGUGGAAGAAAAGAGAGCUCUCUGCAAAGCCCCCUCGGUCGCCUCCUCAUGGCAGCCCUGGACACCUGUCCCCCAGGCCGGGGAGAAGCUGCUUCCAGCUGAAGAGACUCUGGAGGACUCUCUGUUCGCACCUCGACUUGGGGAGAGUGGGAUUGCUGGCGGGUUGCCAGGCUCGCGCCUCAGGCACAGGUCGGAGCCCCAGCGCAAGGAGAAGCCGUUUAUGUUCAACCUUGACGAUGAGAACAUACGGACCUCUGAUGUGUGAUGAGCCGCGGUGCCCUGGAGGGAGGUGGAAGGGAGAGCCCGGCCGAGCGUCCAUCUCUCUACCCUGUGGGAGGCCCUCUGCAGGCCGGUGUGCUCACGUCCGGUGGCUGCUCUGGGGAGGGGCCUGGCCUGCUGGCUGCUUUCGUGUGAUCCCAAUGCAGUGGAUUUACCUUGGGAAAAGCUCUGGGUUCGACCUGUAGGCACAUGCAGCAGGGAGCAGCUCGCCUGGUGUCUAACCACGCCAGGUCCUUCCUGAAGGGCUGGGGACCUUGGCAACUCCUCUCCGGGGAGGUCUGGAGACCAUUUUCACCCCCAAGCAAGUUUUAGUUCCUUGACCUUGUUUGAAUUUCUUUGUCUUUGUUUUCAGUCCCGGAUCAGCAUCUUAGGCCAGUCGUCCAGGUGUAUCCUGUCUGUGUUUAUGGCCUGGUCUGUGAAGUGGGCAGGGGUAGUGGGGGGGCCAGGGCACAUUCUGCGGGCUGCUCUGAGCGUCUGAGCCUGGGGGCUGCCGUUUUGACGCUCAGGCCAGAAUCCCUGGGAAGAACUCAUCACAGAGCAGCUGAGGCCCUCUCGUAAGGGAUGGGGAGUAAUGUAGCCCCAGUUCAUCAGCCAGGCGUGGAAUCUACUCUGUUAGGUGUGUUUGGGCCCCAGGUUCUGGAGCUGGGGGUGACAGUCAUACCAGCCCCCUGUCUGUGUCGGCCCGCGGAUGGGCUUAUCAGGGUUAAAUGUUCCCACGGCUGAGAACAGACAGACACGCCUUUUGGAAUGGUGUUAUUUUAAUGGGUGGAGGGUUGAGAAGUGCGUGACUGUUCACAUGUGUGACACAUUGGGCUCUCUGGCUAAGUAUAAAGAGGUGCUUGGAAGAGGCGGCUCGUAGCUCAUCCGGCUCACCUCUUGGACCCCAGUUUUCCUGACAGGAGAACAGCUGUGUUUGCACAGAGAGGGCUUCUGGAUUCCCUGCUUCACAGCUCUUUGGAAACGGAUCAGCUUCAACUAAAUUUAAGUGCUGUGUACUGUUUGCUGAGGAGAUUGGCUUUCUUUUUACCCUUCGUGUUGCCUUCAGAAUGAAACCCCGUGUGCUUUCAGGAUCGAACCCUGUAAUGGGGUGAAGUUCCAUGCCCUUAGCAGCGGAGCGCUACCGAAACAGUCUCAGAGUACUUAUUCUUUCAGUGAGAGAGGAAGGGGCAUAGAAAUAGAAACACGGCCUUACAGAUGAUCCCAGGUAGAAGAACCAAGCCCAUCGGGUUUCCCAUCCAAUUUUAGAGCCAACCUUCUUCCAUUUGACAAGUUACUAUUGGCUUGUCUGAAAACUCAUGACACAUUUUUUUGCGUAGAAAAAUACGAAAUGACUUUUCUGACAACCUAAUAUUUCUAGCGUCCCUAGGAAAAUUUGUCUGUCUAAUUUAUGUACCAGAAACUUACUAGAGUUCCCUAGGAGAAGCGUGAACGUAGUUUAUUUCUAUCUAUAGCUUUUAUUGCAUUUUAAAUGAAAAGUUAGUAACUAGAAGGAGAGACAAAGAGAAGCAUUUUUACCAGGUAGUCUAAAUGUAAGGGGAGGCAAAGCACUUGGUGAGAAAAUCUUCAGCGGCUCGAAGGGAAUUGUGUUCUUUCAGGCCCUGUCGUUUCCCCAGAAUGCGUGUCACAGUUGGAACUUUCUGUGACCACACUGAGCUGGGGCUGUCCUUCACUUAAACUAAGUUUGGCUCAGUGGUCCUGCUGUCCUUCCUCACCCCCCAAAAAUCCCUAUCGAAUCUGUCUUUCCUCUCAUCGCCCCUCUCUGUUCUAUAGUCUUGUGUAUGAUUGUCCUCAGACGGUUACAUCCUCCAGUGUCCUGA
Molecule: messenger RNA, 3483 nt
Organism: Tupaia belangeri chinensis (Chinese tree shrew)
Lineage: Eukaryota; Metazoa; Chordata; Mammalia; Scandentia; Tupaiidae
Gene: PLEKHA2
Product: pleckstrin homology domain containing A2
Exons: 13
Coding region: 378-1652 (424 amino acids)
Source: RefSeq, a predicted model, not a curated record